AUGGCUUCCGACCCUGACUUUGAGGCGGAAAAAGCAGUUGCUUCUGCCAACCGCGGGGGUAUGAGCAGUUGGUUUAGCGCCAACACGAAAGAAGACAAGUUGGAAGAGGCAGCGCAGCUUUACGAAACUGCAGCAAACGGCUUUAAAAGAGCGCAACAAUUGAGAAAGGCCGCUCAAGCCUUCGAAAAGGCUGGCGAACUUUAUUUGUCCUACGGCGAAAAAUACAAAGCAAAAAGUGCUUUUAUAAAGGCUGCCUCGUCGUAUGCCGACGCGUCGACGGUAGUAUCGUCGAACCCGCUGCCAUCUAUCAGCUCCCUUUCGGCACCUCUGCGAUCUGCACCGCUGGGAAGUGAGGAAGCAAUAGCAGAACAAGAAGCAGAUAAAAGAAGGAAACAGCACGAACUCCUAAACCCGCCGAAAGCAUCCGAAGAUGUCAAAAGAGAUAAUCGAGAUGCAUUGAGAGUGGCGCAACGCGCUCUGUCAGCUGCCGAGGAUGAGCAAGGAAACACACAGCAUCAAAAGGCCAAAGUACUGGAGCAAAUAGCAGGAAUCCAUGUAGUGCUUGAAAACUAUGAAGAAGCUGAGAAUACUUAUGGUCUGGCAGGAGUCGCUUAUGGUACUCAAGCGUUACCGAUUAGGACAUUCAUAGCUGGUGGAGAGAAAUUCGCCAAAGCGGGAGCAUAUCGUUCUGCAGCGCGAAUGUACGAGGCAGCAGUGGCUAAGGAGAAGUCGGAUCCAAAUCCAUCAGCAUCAACAGCAGGUAAUGCGGUAAGAUACCUGUGCAAAGCGGCUUUUUAUCACUUUGCCACCGGGGAUUUUGUUACCACACGUCGGGCCCUUGAAAACUACUGCAACAUUGAUAGGAAAUUCGGGCAGACGCCUGAAUUUCGUCUAUACAUGGAUCUCAUGGAAGCUUUGCGAGCGAACGACGAGAAAGGGUUCCGUCAAAUCCGAGAGCAAUACCAGAGAACUGCCCCCACAGAUGAUCAGAGGGAUGCGAUCUUGGAAGCCAAGGAGAACAGUCUCACUACACCAAAUGUUGAUGACGACUUUUCGUAA
Glarea lozoyensis ATCC 20868 is the source of this 1059-nucleotide messenger RNA. RefSeq names its product TPR-like protein. Gene Ontology annotation, cellular component: SNARE complex; vacuolar membrane. NCBI's taxonomy places the organism in Eukaryota, Fungi, Ascomycota, Leotiomycetes, Helotiales, Helotiaceae. Gene Ontology annotation, molecular function: syntaxin binding; soluble NSF attachment protein activity. The coding region runs from base 1 to 1059 and encodes 352 amino acids. Gene Ontology annotation, biological process: intracellular protein transport. The record is from RefSeq and is a predicted model, not a curated record. The transcript is spliced from 4 exons.